Molecule: messenger RNA, 2394 nt
Organism: Phyllopteryx taeniolatus (common seadragon)
Lineage: Eukaryota; Metazoa; Chordata; Actinopteri; Syngnathiformes; Syngnathidae
Gene: sypl2b
Product: synaptophysin-like 2b
Exons: 7
Coding region: 376-1110 (244 amino acids)
Cellular component (GO): synaptic vesicle; synaptic vesicle membrane
Source: RefSeq, a predicted model, not a curated record
CCUGUUGCCAUUCAUGCAACAGAAUAAACCAUGGGUUUCCUGCGGGUAAAUCGGCCUCGUGUUCCACUAAACAGGCCAAGAUUUCACAUCACAUCAGUUACAGCUGCGUUUGUUAAAGUGCUCUAGAAAUGAAAUCGCGUUGAACUUUCCCACAUCCACGGUGGCGGCCGUCGACGGCGUAUACCUUUCCAAAAUGGCACGUUGACACGUUUACUUCCGUGUGCGUCACGAGUGACGUGGUCGUCACGAUGCCGCUGGCUGAAGUUGAAGAGAAGUUUUGACAAGCUGGUCAAAGCUCGCUGGAGGCGGAUUCGAAACCAGCGUGUAACUUUUACGAAAAAAGUAUUCAGGGCAGCCAUUUCCUGUGGGGAAAAGAUGGAAUCGGUCGCUCAGAAAGUGCUAUCUUCAAAAUUUACUCUCGACUUGGGUCCCCUCAAAGAGCCUUUGGCGUUUAUCCGGUUGCUCGAAUGGGUGUUCACAAUAUUUGCCUUUGCCACAACUGGAGGCUACAGCGGUACUACCAGCAUCAAUGUCCAGUGCCCUGGCAGCCAGAUCCAAGAAAUCCAUGCAGACUUCAACUACCCAUUUAGGUUAAUGGCGCAUCCAUAUGAGGUUCCUACCUGUGUUGCCAAUGACACCAAGCCAGUGGUGUAUUACCUGACUGGAGACUACGCAUCGUCGGCGCAAUUUUACGUCUGCAUUGGAGUGUUGGCAUUUCUUUACAGCACUGCCUCCCUUGUUGUCUAUUUGGGCUUCCAGCAUCUGUACAGAGGAUCCACCCGUUGCCCACUUGUGGACCUGCUGGUGACUGCAGCCUUUGCAUUUAUGUGGCUGGCUUCCUCCUCCGCUUGGGCCAAAGGCUUAUCUGACGUGAAGUGGGCGACCAGUCCAUCAACCAUUCUUACUUUUCUCAGCGUGUGCAAGGAGCCCAACAAGUGUACAGCUGGCGCAACCCCUCACAUGGGUCGACUAAAUGCCUCGGUGAUUUUUGGCUUCCUUAACUUCAUCUUGUGGGUUGGCAAUUGCUGGUUCAUUUACAAGGAAACUCCUUUCCACAAGUCAGCCGAGCCGCCUGCUGCAGAUGCGGAGGGUGGUGCCCGACCAUCGUAACUCUUCUAGCUCCCUUAUCCCGUAAUCGUCUUAGCGGCAUGUGUGUUUGUUUUGGAGCUACAAAGUGUUGAAGAACAGCUGCAGAUUAGAAGCUUCAAGCUAUGUGUUUUACUCUGCAGGCAGGUUAGAGUGCCCCAUACCCAUUUAGUGCCUUUAACCAAUUAUUUUUUUUUUUCCCCUCUGACUCCUCGUCAUGAUGACCAAACUUUGGCGCCAUGGUCUACUCAAAUUAGAUGGCGUAGACAAAGAAAAUCUUCUGAAUGUAGUCGUGCCCAUUUGUCUAGGAUACCUGCUUCCAAUUUGGGCUCAUUCUGGCUUUUUUUUUUAAUUAGAAUUCAUUCACAUAGGCUACUUGAAACCAAAAUGUCUGACUUUCUGUUCGGCUUUGCGCAUGGGUCCUUGAGACUUUUUCAUGCAUCCAGUUAUGAUAGUCAUGCCCACCUAAUUUCGUGUCCAUUGGUUAAGCUGGUGAUGGGGGCUCAUUUUUUUUCUAACUUUCCAGGCGGACACUACUGAGUGAGUUUGUAUCAUGUGGUGGAAAUACAGCCUUUAAGUGACUGCACUAGUUUCAGGAUUAAUGCAAACCUUUGAAAUUAUUUUACUCCCCUGUAGAUGAUUAGUUUGUAUAUUUAAAAAUAUAUAUUUAAAACCCAGCAGCUAAAAUAACUGUGGCUCUCAUUUCAUAUGCUUGUGCAGAUGUGGACUCUAAUAAUAAUAAUCAGAGUAAUAAUAAUUAUAAUAUUAAUAGUAAUAAUAUUGGUGCUGCACUUUAAUUGCUCUUAUUGGAUUGCAAAAAGCAGUUCUUUAAGAAUUGUACUUCUCAGUUAAAUUUUUGAGUGAAAGAUUUAAAAAACUGUCAUUCGGUUGCCAAAAUUAGUUUAUUUAAAAAGUGAAUGAUUUUUUAUUUCAUUUAUUUUUUUGUUUUUUAUUAUUAUUUUUUAAAUUGCAUUCUCCCACCUGUUGACCUGCGUCACAUCACUUGGCUAAACGCACAAUUCUUGUCAAAUUGUGGGACUUGGAUUUGAUUACACAUUAAACUGUUUCAUGAUUUUCUCUAUCUUGAGUAUUAUUGAUUUGAAAAGACAUCAUGAUGAAGGUCCAAUAGUAUUUCAGUGACUAAAGCAAUUCAUUUUUGGACUAAUUAAAAUCUGCUGUGUUACAAAAUGGACUGCUUUUUACAAAAUCUACAAUGCAAUGCAUGUUUUGCCAUCAGGCUUUGUACAUCCACAACAAAAUUGUCAUUUGUUGUAAAAAUACACUUAUUCAAUAAAGCCUAAUGGUGUC